Molecule: messenger RNA, 647 nt
Organism: Suillus clintonianus
Lineage: Eukaryota; Fungi; Basidiomycota; Agaricomycetes; Boletales; Suillaceae
Exons: 1
Coding region: 20-583 (187 amino acids)
Biological process (GO): mitochondrial translation
Molecular function (GO): structural constituent of ribosome
Source: RefSeq, a predicted model, not a curated record
ACUUGUCGCGCUCCAGGUCAUGUCAGUCUCAGUUUUGAAAUCAAACAGCUUGCCAUUCCAAAUCCGCGGGCUGUCGGUGCGCCUUUACUCGACCCGCAAGAGCGAGACGAAUUCCGACCCACAAAAAGACACCAUCCGCCGUUACUUGUACCCUCCGAAUAUCCGCAACAAAGCCUCUCCUACUGGCACAUGGCGCCCAGAUGUCGCACGCGCUCUCCAGCGCGCCAUCCCCUCUGUGCAAGCGCACGAGACUAUUGAGCGCGCUUGGCUCCUACAUCAGAGACAUCUACGGAAGAAACGGGAUGCGGAGCUGCAGCGCAAAUUUAAAUGCAUGAAACAGGCAAUGCAGGAACUGGAGGAGAUUGACUCGAGGCUGUUCAGGGAAGCAAACAAGCCAGAGGAUCCAAGAGCGAGGAGUUUGGCUGAGAUGGAGGCUUUGAAGAGUAUGUCUGAACCGGAGAAGCGAGCGGUCGAGUCCAGAGUGAGGGGUUUGUUCCCUAGAGAACUCCGGGUACCAACAGAUACACCGCCGAAAAAUGGCUGGCCUCAUGAAUGGAGAGCAUUCCAAAGGCCCUUGUCAUGAGUAUGUCCAUAGUUUUUGGUGUAGGCAGAUACUCAUGGUUUCAUCUCGCAGUCACAGUCGUAGG